AUGCCCACUCAUUGCUGUGUCCCUGAAUGUAACCAAAAAGGUGUAAAAUCGCCAACGGGAGAGAAAGUAUCUUUUUUUGAAUUUCUAAAUCAAUCUUUACUGAGAAAGAGGUGGAUUCACGCGAUCCGACGAGACGAAGGAAAGAACUGGCAGAUCACUCGAGACACGAAAGUUUGCUCUUUGCAUUUUAGACGAGAAGAUCUUAGAAAGUCGCUCGCUGGACGAACUUAUCUUGUGGAUGGAUUUGUACCGUCAAGAUUUGCUUGGUCUAUUCCAUCCCCAAGGAAAAGAAAAGCACCAACUGAAAGGCUGCCUUUGCCAAUUCCCUUGUCUUCGAAGAAGCGGUUGUUUACAUCCGACACUUCUUCUGAAAUCAACAUCGCGUCUUCAGCUGUUGAAAGUGCAAAUGAAAUAUUUCCCAGUACAAGUGGAGGCAACGAAACAAAUGAGCCCGAUAUUAGCGUCGAGAGUAAUGUGGAAAUGGAUCAAGGAAAGAAAGUCGAGGAUCUUGAGGCUAGACUUUUGCAAUCUGAAAAGGAGGUUGCGGUCCUUCGAAAGAAGAACGAGGAACUGGAAAGAAAGAUUAUCGAAAAUGAACAGCACCAGGAGACACUAUCUUCCCGUUUAUUUUCUCUUAGACUUUUACAAUCUGAAAAGGAGCUUGCGGUCCUUCGAAAGAAGAACGAGGAACUGGAAAGAAAGAUUAUCGAAAACGAACAGCACCAGGAGACACUAUCUUCCCGUUUAUUUUCUCUUGAUCGCUUCAAGUCCAAUACGGAUGUUAAUUUUUAUACUGGCCUUCCUAAUUAUGCUACUCUCAUAAGUAUUUUUGAAUUUUUGAAUCCUGGUGAGGAUUGUGAAAACAUUCGCUCCAGGAUCAGCUCAGACGUUCCUGAGGAGUUUUACAACUCUGAAUCUGACGACGAGGAAGAUACAUCGUCAACCAAGAGAGGACGCCGCCGAAAACUUAAGCCUUUAGAGGAAUUUUUUAUUGUUCUGUGUCGCUUAAGGAGAGGAUUUUCUGAGCGACUUCUAGCUAACUUAUAUGGUGUGGCACAAUCAACAGUGAGCAGAAGUUUUAUCCAAUGGAUUAAUUUCAUGUACUUGAAGUUUGGACAAAUCUGCAUUUGGCCGUCUAAAGCUGUUGUACAACAAACCAUGCCUCUUGAUUUUAAGGAGAAAUUUCCCACUACAAGAGUCAUAAUAGACUGUACAGAAGUGUUUUGUGAAAUGCCAAGUAGUCUACUUUUAAAUUCAGAACUAUUUAGCUCCUACAAAAAUCAUGUGACAUUAAAAGGACUAGUUGGAAUUUCUCCAAGUGGUGCCAUCACUUUUGUGAGCCAAUUAUACAGUGGCAGUAUUUCUGACAGGGAAAUUGUUGUGCGAAGUGGGCUACUGUCACAAGCAUUUGAUGAUGGUGACUCGGCCAUGGCUGACAAAGGAUUUCAGAUUCAAGAUAUUUUGCCCUUGGGUGUUACCCUUAACAUCCCACCAUUUCUCGGAGGAGACAGCCAAAUGUCAGCGGAGGAUGUAGUACGGACACAGCAAAUUGCAAGUCUAAGGAUUCAUGUGGAAAGGGCAAUAAACAAGAUUAAGAACUUCCGUAUCUGGCAGAGAGUUGUACCAUUAAGUUUAUUCGGAGUCGUUAACCAGAUGUGGAGUGUGUGUGCUUUUAUGUGCAAUAUUCACGAUCCACUUAUUUCUGGAUAA
Molecule: messenger RNA, 1710 nt
Organism: Porites evermanni
Lineage: Eukaryota; Metazoa; Cnidaria; Anthozoa; Scleractinia; Poritidae
Source: the annotation of a GenBank genome assembly